Oncorhynchus gorbuscha (pink salmon) is the source of this 1961-nucleotide messenger RNA. RefSeq names its product exonuclease V-like. The transcript has 6 exons. Gene Ontology annotation, cellular component: nucleus. Gene Ontology annotation, molecular function: single-stranded DNA 5'-3' DNA exonuclease activity. The record is from RefSeq and is a predicted model, not a curated record. Gene Ontology annotation, biological process: interstrand cross-link repair. The coding region runs from base 776 to 1687 and encodes 303 amino acids. Lineage: Eukaryota; Metazoa; Chordata; Actinopteri; Salmoniformes; Salmonidae.
UCUAAGGGGAGGCAUUUAUUUGAAGUACUGAGGAAAGCCAGGGAGGACGACAUGAAGGGACAGGAGAGGAGGCUAGUCUAAUAAGACCUUAAAUGUGAUAAUCACACUUUCCUAUUACCAGGAAACUGAAACCGUUGCGCAUGUAUUGCUACAGUGCGAGAGGGACAGAGCAAGACUGCGUUCUAGUAUGAGGGGGAUACAGGACAUCCGUUUAAAGAGUAUAUUGAGUAGAAUCUUAUAUAUAACCCCUACCUGCCAGCAACGGUGCUGGAAAGCUACGGAAGUGGUGCUGGCAGGGUUUAGUUUCUCCACACUCCAGUACAGUAAGUGGAGGUAAUGCACCAUUACAUUGGAUGCUAACCGCUGAUAAACCCCACCGAAGAAGAAGACGAAUAUUUGGAUGAGGAUGCAUGCGGUCACCUUUACAGGAAUAAUUUUGCAAUGAAUUCCAACAUAACGUCAACGGAACCAUCGGACGACUGGGGUGAUAUAAGUGAUGCAGAAUUACUCGAUGUACAGUCAGAGCAUCUCGCCCCUCCUGACCGGUCCAGUCCGACUCUCGGUGGGAAUGUUGGUGAUGAUGGUCAGUCCCUUGAAACAACCGAGAAGAGGAUCGAUUACCUCAUUAAAAAAUGGCCUAACCUCGCUACCCUGUUCGAGAGGGUGAAGAACCGGAGUGCUGCCUUGUCUGUCCCUAACCAGAGCCCAAUGGAGAGAUUCCUUAAACGUCACCUGUGUUACGCAGCUAUGUGAGCAGUCUUGGUGUGAGAUCAAAAUGGCCUAUGGGUUCAUUAAGCCUAAAGUAAGGAUGCUAGAGAUGCAAAAUACAGAAGUGACAACUGGGGCCAGUAUUCAUCUCGCCAGAGAACUGGAGGUGAAACCAAAUGUUGUGACUGUGGCUGCUGUCACCAGGGAGGACAGGGAGGCUCUGAAGCUAAUCAACAUGCUACAGAUGGUCCCAGCUUUAGAGGCAGGCCAGCUUGUGCGGGAGUUCCCAGUGUUUGGUGUGUUGGAAGGGAUGUUCUUCAUGGGUGUGGUUGAUGAGCUGUAUCGUAGUGACUCUGGGGAACUGGUCCUGAGUGAACUGAAGACCCGCAGUCACAACUCUCUGCCCCGCCCAGCCCAGACCAAGGGACACGCUCUACAGGUGGGUAUGUACAAGCUCUUGUUUGAUUCCAUGGUAAAGGGUUCUUUGAAGAGGGACCAUCUCCUCCACAACCUUCAGCUGGAUCCUAAUCGGGUCCUUGGAUCAGACCUCCAGACCCACACCCAGUCACUGAGCCUCCAGGCAGUCACGUUCAGAGAGCUCCUUGACCACCUACUGGUCGUCCUUACCUGUUCUAACCUCCAUGCUAUCGACAAGCUACGCCUGGAGUAUAGCCACCAGAGCUCCGGAAAGCUCAUUGGCACCAGGGAGGUAGCGUUUGAGGAAGCCCAGCUUAGGACUAAUAUCAGGGGCUACCUGGCUUACUGGAGGGGCGAGAGGGUGCCCCAGGGAGUGGAAGUGGAGGAGGCCUGGAAGUGCAGGAUGUGUCCCUAUGAGGAGACCUGUGACUGGAGGAGGGAUAGAUCACAAAGGCUAACAAUGGUGAAUAAGAGAGCCAAGUUGGAGUGUCCUAAGUCAGAUGGUCCCAAGCCGAACGGUUCGAAAUUGAAUGGGUCGAAAUUGGGAGUCGAAUACCGGUAGUUCUCCUGAAUUAAAUAGCCCUAAACAUACAGAACCCCAGGCAUGUCUCCUGUAAUGAUUUUCUGGGUGUAGUGUGAAGUUCCGGAAGGUUCUAUCUAUGUAUCCUUGAAGGUGUAAGCCUAUUAAGCAAUAUUAAAGUCAGGGUUGUUUAGAGCUAAAGUGCCUUCAGAAAGUUCACACCCCUCGACUUUUUCCACAUUCUGUUGUUACAGCCUGAAUUUCAAAUGGAUUAAAUAGAGAUAUUGUGUCACUGAUCUAUACACAAUACCCCAUA